Messenger RNA from Jaculus jaculus (lesser Egyptian jerboa), 4499 nucleotides. RefSeq names its product solute carrier family 26 member 9 (gene Slc26a9). Gene Ontology annotation, molecular function: sulfate transmembrane transporter activity; chloride transmembrane transporter activity; oxalate transmembrane transporter activity. Gene Ontology annotation, biological process: transmembrane transport. The record is from RefSeq and is a predicted model, not a curated record. NCBI's taxonomy places the organism in Eukaryota, Metazoa, Chordata, Mammalia, Rodentia, Dipodidae. The transcript has 21 exons. Gene Ontology annotation, cellular component: membrane. The coding region runs from base 88 to 2466 and encodes 792 amino acids.
AACACCUCUCAGCUGCCCGCUGCCCAGACACACCUGCAGCCCUGCCCAGCCGGCUCUGCUCACCCAGCGCUCGUAAAUGCCCCAGACAUGAACCAGCCCAGGCCCCGCUACGUGGUAGACAGAGCUGCGUACUCUCUCACCCUCUUGGAUGAUGAGUUUGAGAAGAAGGACCGGACAUACCCAGUGGGAGAGAAACUUCGAAAUGCCUUCAGGUGCUCCUCCUCUAAGGUCAAAGCAGUGGUGUUGGGGUUGCUGCCUGUGCUAUCCUGGCUCCCCAAGUACAAGAUCAAAGACUACAUCAUCCCCGACCUGCUGGGUGGGCUGAGUGGGGGAUGCAUCCAAGUGCCACAAGGCAUGGCAUUUGCGCUGCUGGCCAACCUCCCUGCAGUCAAUGGCCUCUACUCCUCCUUCUUCCCUCUUCUGACCUACUUCUUCCUGGGGGGUGUACACCAAAUGGUGCCAGGUACCUUUGCAGUUAUCAGCAUCCUGGUGGGUAACAUCUGUCUGCAGCUGGCCCCAGAGUCGAAAUUCCGGGUCUUUGACAAUGCCACCAACAAGAGCUAUGUGGACACUGCAGCCAUGGAGGCAGAGAGACUGCACGUGUCAGCAACACUCGCCUGCCUGACUGCCAUCAUCCAGAUGGGCCUGGGCUUCAUGCAGUUUGGUUUUGUGGCGAUCUACCUCUCUGAGUCCUUCAUCCGGGGCUUCAUGACAGCCGCUGGCCUGCAGAUCCUGAUCUCGGUGCUCAAGUACAUCUUUGGCUUGACCGUCCCCUCCUACACAGGCCCAGGCUCCAUUGUCUUUACCUUCAUUGACAUUUGCAAAAACCUCCCCCACACCAACAUCGCCUCACUCGUCUUCGCCCUGGUCAGUGGCGUCUUCCUGAUGCUGGUGAAGGAACUCAAUGCUCGCUACAUGCACAAGAUCCGCUUUCCCAUCCCCACAGAGAUGAUUGUGGUGGUGGUGGCAACAGCUAUCUCUGGGAGCUACAAGAUGCCCAAAAAAUAUCACAUGCAGAUCGUGGGAGAGAUCCAACAUGGGUUCCCUACUCCAGUGUCACCUGUGGUUUCGCAGUGGAAGGACAUGAUGGGCACAGCCUUCUCCCUGGCCAUUGUGGGCUAUGUCAUCAAUCUGGCCAUGGGCCGGACCUUGGCCAGCAAGCAUGGCUAUGAUGUGGAUUCAAACCAGGAGAUGAUUGCCCUGGGCUGCAGCAACUUCUUCGGGUCCUUCUUUAAGAUCCAUGUCAUCUGCUGUGCUCUCUCUGUCACUCUGGCUGUGGAUGGGGCUGGAGGAAAGUCCCAGGUGGCGAGCCUGUGUGUGUCCCUGGUGGUGAUGAUCACCAUGCUGGUCCUGGGGUCCUAUCUGUACCCUCUGCCCAAGGCUGUUCUGGGAGCCCUCAUAGCUGUCAACCUCAAGAAUUCCCUCAAGCAACUCGCUGACCCGUACUUCCUGUGGAAGAAGAACAAGCUGGACUGUUGUGUCUGGGUGGUGAGCUUCCUCUCCUCCUUCUUCCUGAGCCUGCCGUACGGUGUGGCCGUGGGUGUCGCCUUCUCCGUUCUGGUUGUGGUCUUCCAGACUCAGUUUCGAAACGGCUCUGCUCUGGCCCAGGUCAUGGACACAGACAUCUAUGUGAACCCCAAGACUUACAGUAGGAUCCAAGAAAUCGAGGGGGUUAAGAUUAUCACUUACUGCUCCCCUCUCUACUUUGCCAACUCAGAGAUCUUCAGGCAAAAGAUCAUUGCCAAGACAGGCAUGGAUCCGCAGAAGGUUUUACUUGCCAAGCAGAAGUACCUCAGGAAGCAGGAGAAGAGGAGAACGAUGCCCACACAGCAGAGGAAGUCCCUUUUUAUGAAAACCAAGACAGUGUCCCUGCAGGAGCUCCAGCAAGACUUUGAAAAUGCGCCCCCUACAGACCCCAACAACAACCAGACGCCCACCAUUGGCACCACCAUAUCUUACAUCACCUUCAGCCCAGACGAUGCCUCCGCUGCUGCCCCGUGUGAGCUGCCAGCUUCUUCUCAGCCCCCCAGUGAGCCUAAUGACACCCUGGCCAGUGUUCCACCCUUUGUCACCUUCCACACACUCAUCCUUGAUAUGAGUGGAGUCAGCUUUGUAGACUUGAUGGGCAUCAAAGCCUUGGCCAAGCUGAGUUCCACCUAUAGGAAGAUUGGAGUCAAGGUCUUCCUGGUGAACAUUCAUGCCCAGGUGUACAACGAUAUCAGCUACGGAGGCAUCUUUGAGGACGGGUGUGUAGAGCGCAACCACGUGUUCCCCACCAUCCAUGACGCAGUCCUCUUUGCCCAGGCGAAUACCAGAGACGUGGCCCCAGCAAACAGCUUCCAAGGGGCUCCAGGAAACACGGAGCUGUCCUUGUACGAUUCAGAAGAGGACAGCCCCAGCUACUGGGACUUAGAGCAUGAGAUGUUUGGGAGCAUGUUUCAAGCAGAGACCCUGACUGCCCUGUGAGAGCUCAGCUGGUCCCCUUGCUGCCUCCAGAGCACCUGGAACCUGGGACUUCCGUGACACAUAAGGUCAGGAGCACAGGGGGUGACCAAGAGAGAAGAGUGCAUCUACCUGGACUCUAGAUCCUCUCUUGACUCCUUCUCCUCUCACCUGCCCUUCCCUCCCUCCCUGCUUCCCUGCAAGAGAGCCAGCCCAGCCUCAGCAGCAGGAGGAGUCUACUUUCACAGGCUGCUGGACCCACCUCUUCACCCAUCCCCCGCCCCUCUGACCAGGGCCAGCAGUGAGCUCGCUCCAUCCCACUCCCUAGGCCCUCACGUGGCAGCUGACUUCCAGCCUCUAAGAGUGAGCCAAGAACAGAAGAACUGUGCUGACUUGGGGGUGCAAGCUUCAAGCUUCAAGAGGGGUCCUAUGGCUUGCGUGAAUUGGGCUUGAGAGUAUUGGGUGGACAUGGGACAAGGGGAUGAACUAGGUUAGGGUACUGAAGCUUGUCCCUCUAGCUUCUUAACAGCUAGUAGCUCUGUGCCCCAGAAACCAGGUACUGCCCACACCCUACAAGUCUCUGUCUCGCUCUUCACCCCAACACUACUGAGGCCUCUGCUGUCCCCCACCUCUGACUCAAGACUGGGCGGUAGCCAGGACCCUCCAGACCAUCAGAACUACCUCCCCAGAGGCAGACAGACAGUCAAGGGACUGCCUUGCCCUCUGAAUCAUACUUCCGCUGCUCCCUUCUGGGGGAUAGGUCACUGACAACAUAGCAACAGGUAUUCUGCCCAAAAUAUUUUGAGAACCCCUCUUUGUACUGGAGACCAGGAAGGGGAGGUGGUGCUAGUAUCAACUCAAGGCAGACUGUGCCCCCGGGCCCCGACAGCCUGCCUGACCUCAAAGCCCAUAAGGAAAAUGCCUCUCUUUGGGAAAUCUGUCAUAAUCAUCUUCACUUGGCAAAGAGUCAAACAUUUGAACUCUCCCUUACCAGGAUGUCAUGCAGAGCCACGAUGGGGGUCCUUGUGCCAGGCAGGGGAGGAAGUCCUUAGCGACCAGCUUCAUCCUCUCACUGUAUGUGUCUCCCUCCAUAGAAAGGCUUUAUAACCUCAGGACCAUAUUCUCCUAGGAAAGAUGAACAUAGGGAUUAAAUUCGCCAUGACUGUAGGGAGGUAACUUGAGGGAUCCCACUGUGGCUUAAAAACAAGUAGGUGCACACUCACAUGUUUUGCAAGUACACAGAAAGUCUUCUGGCCUCUCCUUACUAUUUCUCCCAAGUUCCUUCACUUCAGUGACCCCUGCCCCAACAGGUUGGGCUGACCAGUUCCUAACUUCAGCCUGCCCUUCAUUAGACGUCUGUGUGUUGAGUGAGCUGGUCAGCUAACAAGUCUUCGUAGAGUUAAAGGACAGGGUACUGGCAAAAGGCCAACACAUUCUUGGCCUGUGAGCGUUGCUUCUCUGUGAAUUCAUUAUGCCAUCAGGCUGCCAAUGGAACCAAAACUUGGAAGGUGGAAGACAAUGUUAUCUGGGAUUCACUGUGCCAGCCCUCAAAGUGCCAAAUUCAAGAACAAGAACCUUAGCCAAUGACAACUCACCCUUCCCUACUCCACCUCCUCCGAAGUCCAGCUCAGGCCUAGGAAGUAGGGGAAGGUCACAGAAACAAAUCCAAGUGUCUAGAUUCCCUGGUGACUUGAAGUUCAGCAGACCAGCCCCCAGAAAUAAGGGGAUUUCUGACUCACAAUGGCCAGGGGUUGUGCUCCAGGGGGCAUCUGCAGCAUUUCAGGAGAUACAGGGACCCAUGUUGAAUGUAUGAUUAGAAACACGUGGGACGAGGGAAGAUGCUGAAGAAACGUCCACUGGGGGGAGGGCAUAUUGCAAGAACACACGUGCUACACGGGCCAGGAAGGGCAAGGGAGCAAAAUAAUCCAGAUUUUCAAUAUUUUUGAAUGUUCUUAUUGAUCUGUGAUGUACGAUUCCCUGGGAGGGUUGUGUACCUUACCUCUUAAGAUAUUUGUGUAAUUUAUUUAAAUGACAUUCUCCUUUUGUUUGUUUUGGUA